UCAUCGAUGUGGGCUCCGCCGCCCGCGCGGCCGCAUCACGAUGAACGCGCAGCUGAGCAUGGAGGCGAUCGGCGAGCUGCACGCGGUGAGCCAUGAGCCGGUGCCCGCGCCGGCCGACCUGCUGGCGGGCAGCCCCCACGCGCGGGGCUCCGUGGCGCACCGCGGCGGCCACCUGCCGCCCGCGCACCCGCGCUCCAUGGGCAUGGCGUCCCUGCUGGACGGCGGCGGCGGCGACUACCACCACCACCACCGCGCCCCCGAGCACAGCCUGGCCGGGCCCCUGCACCCCACCAUGACCAUGGCCUGCGACACCCCGCCGGGGAUGAGCAUGCCCACCACCUACACCACCCUCACCCCGCUGCAGCCGCUGCCGCCCAUCUCCACCGUCUCCGACAAGUUCCCGCACCACCACCAUCACCACCACCACCACCACCACCCCCCGCACCCCCACCAGCGCCUGGCGGGCAACGUGAGCGGCAGCUUCACGCUCAUGCGGGACGAGCGCGGGCUGGCCUCCGUGAACAACCUCUACGCGCCCUACCACAAGGACGUGGCGGGCAUGGGCCAGAGCCUGUCCCCGCUGUCCGGCUCGGGGCUGGGCGGCAUCCACGGCGCCCAGCAGGGGCUCCCCCACUACGCCCACCCGGGCGCCGCCGUGCCCGCCGACAAGAUGCUCGCCCCCAACGGCUUCGACGCGCACCACCCGGCGAUGCUCGGGCGGCACGGGGAGCAGCACCUCACGCCCACCUCGGCCGGCAUGGUGCCCCUCAACGGCCUUGCCCCGCACCACCCGCACGCCCACCUGAACGCGCAGGGCCACGGGCAGCUCCUGGGCACGGCGCGCGAGCCCAACCCCUCGGUGGCGGGGGCGCCGGUCAGCAACGGGAGCACCUCGGGCCAGAUGGAGGAGAUCAACACCAAGGAGGUGGCGCAGCGGAUCACCACCGAGCUCAAGCGCUACAGCAUCCCGCAGGCCAUUUUUGCGCAGCGGGUGCUUUGCCGCUCGCAGGGAACCCUCUCGGACCUGCUGCGUAACCCCAAGCCCUGGAGCAAACUCAAGUCGGGUCGGGAGACCUUCCGGAGGAUGUGGAAGUGGCUGCAGGAGCCGGAGUUCCAGCGCAUGUCUGCGCUCCGCUUGGCAGCCUGCAAAAGAAAAGAGCAAGAACACGGGAAGGAUAGAGGCAAUACACCCAAGAAGCCCAGGCUAGUGUUCACCGAUGUCCAGCGUCGAACUCUACAUGCAAUAUUCAAGGAGAAUAAGCGCCCAUCAAAAGAAUUGCAGAUCACUAUCUCCCAGCAGCUGGGGUUGGAGCUGAGCACCGUCAGCAACUUCUUCAUGAAUGCGAGGAGGAGGAGUCUGGAUAAAUGGCAGGACGAGGGCAAUUCCAAUUCAGGCAACUCAUCUUCUUCAUCAAGCACUUGUACCAAAGCAUGAAGGAAUCACCACAAACUCAAACCUCGGUGGAAAAGCUUUAAAUUAAAAAAAAAAAAGAAAUGUUUUUUUAAUGACCAGGACCUCAAGAUAGCAGGUUUAUUCUUAGAAAUAUUUGAAGAAAAAAAGUGUUAUUUAUAGUCCAAAGAAACCAAAGACUUAGCUAACCUGCAUUCUGACUUUAUUUGGAGACACGCACUUCAGCAGUGUGAUGACUUAGCAAGAAAACUUAUGAGCAGGAUUACACCACUGGAUAUCACACCUUCAAUCCAUGAUCAUUCUCACUGUGCUCGGCUGUUUACCGGUGUGGAGCAUAGUGAUUCUUGAUUCACAAAGUUCUGCUGCACCAUGAAGGUGUAGUCUCAGUACUGUGUGUGGAUGUGUGUGUGCACCUAUGUAUAUACACAGGUCUGCACACCCCCCACACACCCCACCACCACCAUCACCACCACCAGUGGUUAGGGACUCGGGCAGGGCUGGUCUUCAGGAAGAGUUGUGCUGUAAGAGUGCAACCAACAUAGUAUGGGGUUGUCUGAGUUUCUUGGAUUAGGGGUGUGGUUUUGAGCAGUUAGCCUAGUGUUUGAACCUGCUAGGCCCACAACCUAAAUGCAGAUUCAAACCCAGCAAAGAAAAUUUGAAUGACACCUAAACCAGUGCAUUCUCUUUGUUUGUUAAGAAAUGUUCAGAUAUUUUUUAAGAAAUUAAACAAGAGUCCAUCCGUUCAGAAAAAAAAAAUUACCUAGGUACCAAAGAACACAGUGUUAUAGUGCAGGUAUUUUAUUGCAAUGAUUUUAAUAACCAAAGCUAUUUUUACACAAGAUACUAUAUAAAGUUAUACAUAUGAACUUAUCUCGCUAAUGAUACACAUGCCAUGUAGAAUCCUGACUCUUACUUAUGACUCUUGAAGCAUUUUGAAAUAUUAGUUUUCAGAACUGGCAAGAAAGAAUGUAGCUUCAGGGAAGCAAUUAAUAUCAAAACACAGAGGUCGAUGCAGUAUGCUUGUACAUCCAGAUGGCAUACUCUCUUUCAGGAUGCAUAAAUGUCACUUAAGAAGACAUAUGAGACACGGUUCCAUAACCUAUUCUUAGCUGAGAAGACCUAGGUAUUCUUCCAAAAUUGGAUCCUGUUUGUAAACCAGGAAACUAAUUCAUCUGGGAUGUUGACUCAAUUAGAAAAUUUGUUGAAAGUACUGUUUUACAGUAAAAUGCCACUAGGUUAAUUUGAUGUAAAGUUUAC
This is a messenger RNA of Sorex fumeus (smoky shrew), 2668 nucleotides long. It is a transcript of the gene ONECUT1, whose product is annotated as one cut homeobox 1. Gene Ontology annotation, cellular component: nucleus. The transcript is spliced from 2 exons. The coding region runs from base 41 to 1435 and encodes 464 amino acids. Gene Ontology annotation, biological process: regulation of transcription by RNA polymerase II. Gene Ontology annotation, molecular function: DNA-binding transcription factor activity, RNA polymerase II-specific; RNA polymerase II cis-regulatory region sequence-specific DNA binding. Lineage: Eukaryota; Metazoa; Chordata; Mammalia; Eulipotyphla; Soricidae. The record is from RefSeq and is a predicted model, not a curated record.